GUUCACGCGGGGCGCAGUCGCAUUUUGCGCAAAACCAAUUUCUCGAAAGUAAACAAAACAGCAAAGAACUGCCACUUUGGUCAAAUCGCCUUUCCAGUCAUCUCCCCAAACUGCCACAAUCGACACGAAAAAUCACAAAAGACGAUCAGGUCGACAAUGUCGGCAGAAGUAGUCGAGACGGGUCAGACGACGCAACAGCGCAAGAAGCCGAUUCGAACAUAUGGCAGGCGAUCUGCCGCCGCCGCCGCCAAAGGAGACUCGAAAUCCUCGACGCCACGACAGCUGAGUCCAGAAGACACACCAGCACCACAGCUACCGCCGCCGCCCAGCUCACCAGGCACCAUUCCUCCGUCCGACGAAUGCCCAAAGCCAAACGCGCCCAAGUCCGGAUCGAUACUGUCUUACUUCAAGGCAAAGCCCAAGACAGCCGCACCCAGUAAAGCGACUACGCCCGCACCAUCUGCCUCCGAAGAGUUGAUAUCGACACCUCCUUCGCCGCCGCCUUCUAGCUCCGGACAGAGAAAGCGCCGCAGAUUGACCACCCGUCCCACCUUCGACGAUGCACACGAUGGUGAAAAUCAAGAUUGCAAGAAAAUGAAGGAAAAUGGGGACGAGACACCAGGAGCGGAGAAUAGGACACCGAUCGUCACGCCUUCAGCCUCUCAAACCGAGACCGAUUCUACAGGAACUACAACCUCGAAACAGCUUGUUGCCAAAAAGAAGCGAACAUCAAAGACCCCAACAAAGGAAAUGGUGCAGACCACCUUGAGCCUCGCUAUUGGUGAAGCACGGCCCCAGUUCAUUGUUUGCAAAGAGUGCAGUAUGCUCUACAACUACCUGAAUGACAAGGACCGGAGAGACCACAAGAGGGUACACGCGGCUUAUAUCCGGAGCAAAAACAAGGAAUUAAAUCCGUGAAUAAUGUCUGGACGGAUCUCGCAACGCCCCUUUGAUUUUGGAUGAUCUGCAAACUCCUGCCAAGGAACGGUUCAUUAGCGCAUCACCACUUUGGGGCGGUUACAUCAUUGAUGUUGUUUGUUCAGACCUCUGGGAAACUACAAAAUGAUCAUGAUGGUUCCGUCUAGACAGGCCUCGGCAAUAGGACAUAGUAUUACGGUCAUCUAAAGUAACCAAGUGCCUACAAAGUCGACAACAUGGUCUACCAGCACGG
Molecule: messenger RNA, 1171 nt
Organism: Neurospora tetraspora
Lineage: Eukaryota; Fungi; Ascomycota; Sordariomycetes; Sordariales; Sordariaceae
Exons: 1
Coding region: 157-918 (253 amino acids)
Source: RefSeq, a predicted model, not a curated record